UCAAUUUCGUUAUUUACAAAUUUCUCUAAACAGGAAUAAUAUAAUAAUGGCAAAUUUAAUAGUGAAAUUAAUUAUUUUUUUAAUAUAUUUCACUAAUAUAAUUUUCGCUCAAUCAACGCCAGUGGAAUUAACGGGUUUAAACCAUUUUAAUUUAACAACAACAUGUAAAACGUCCAUAGCAUCUCUAGUUGAAGACAGGAGUAUAAAAGAAUGUUUACCAAUGUUCACAAUAAUAACAAGCAUUCCACAACUUUUACCUACAACUCAAAAAGAUCCAGAAUCUAAAAUCGGUUUCUUAGCACAAUUAAUUCGACAAACAUGCUCAUUACCAAAGUGUUCUUCUUCAUUAGUUCAAAGUGUUGCAUUAACAUUACAAGAAAAUUGCUCUCAAGAUUUACUGCAGAAUAAUGUAAUGGCCACAUUGAAUAUAUUAUUAUUUUCACAUUAUAAACCCAUACAAGAAUUAGCUUGUAAAAGAGAUAGUUCAAAACAAUAUAAUCCUUAUUGUAUCUUGGAAACUAUAAUAAACAUGGCGAAUUCGACUGCUUUGAAUAAAAGACAUGUACACCAUAAUAUAACUCUGACCUCACUUGAUCCAACUAUUACGUCAGCUUCCGUGGAUCAACCAACUUUGCCAAGUUCAGAAACUGCUGUGGCUCCGCCAAUUUCGUCAACUGCGGUAAAUGAUGGGAACAAUAAGAAUAAUAGCAGUACACUUCCGAUUUCACAGGAAAACUUCCCUUCACAGGCUUCGCAGGACAGCCUUUCAUUAUUAAAAACAUUGGAAUUAUUACCUAAUUCACUUGUUUGUACAGAUUGUAAUAAGGCUAUGGUAUCAGUUGUAUUAAAAUACCUUAAUGAAAACCCAACAGCAUUAAAUGGAACUCAAAUACAACCAACAAUGAUACAACAAGGUUCUCAAGCUCUUGGAUUAAAAUGUGGUAGUUCAUUUUUGGAUGGUUCAACACCUAAUACAAUUUCUAGUUCUCCUAAAUUAUUAUAUUCUUAUAUCUAUAAUUACGUUGGAAUUUUCAUUAUAGAGAUAUUAUUACUUUUAUAAUAUCCUCUAUUCUUUAUACAAUAUAUUUAUGUCGACCAUAAUU
This is a messenger RNA of Rhizophagus irregularis DAOM 181602=DAOM 197198, 1103 nucleotides long. RefSeq lists its product as uncharacterized. The record is from RefSeq and is a predicted model, not a curated record. Lineage: Eukaryota; Fungi; Glomeromycota; Glomeromycetes; Glomerales; Glomeraceae.